AUGCUUACCCCAGGUAGCAAGGACGGGAGAACGACUCCCGCUGCUGCCGGGAGUAGCCCCCCGCCGGACGAAGCGGCGGCAUCGCCGCCCGAGGUAGCAGCAGCCGCGGCAACCACCAGCGAGAGCGGGGAAGAAGCAGCUGCUGUUGUUUUCGCUGCAGCCGCCGCAGCCGCCGGUGCUGCUGUGAGUACCGAGGACUGCCUGAAGACGGCAGCGCCGGCAACACCCGAAGCAGGUACGAGCGAGAGCAGGAGGGACUCUACGGACGAGGACGGCCGGAAGACGGAAGCGCCUGCGGCAACCGAAGUAGGUGCCGCAGCAACCGGCGAGAGCAAGGAAGCCGCCGCUUGUGUUUCCGCUGCCGCCGCUGCGACUGAAGACUGCCGUAUGACAGAAGCGUCAGCGGCCGCAGGUGCCGAAGCAGCACCGGCAGACGACGCCCAAGCGGCAGCGGCAGACGGCGUCCGAACGUCAGAAGAAGACGGUGCCGUUGCCGCUCGUGAUGAUGAGGACAAUGGCAGCUAUGGGGGCGGGGACGAGACCUUGCUAGCCGAGAGACCAAGCAGCGGCGGGGGCGAGACCUUGCUAGCUGAGGGGCCAACCAGCGCGCGGGACGGAUCGCCAUCGUCGUUGCUGUCGAAGUCUCCCUGCGCGUCGUCGGUCGUUUGCGGGGGAAGCCCGUCGAAGGGCAAGCGGCCGCGCGUAGAGGAGGGGGAGGAGGAGGGAGAAGGCGACGAGGGCACGCCCACGCGAAGGGUACCGGAUUACUCGACAUGCGUGGUGCGGCACAUGCACGUCCUCCAGUGCUUCCUAUGCCUUCAGUACCCGCGGCAGCCCAAAGACGGCCGAUCUGUGGUGUUCUGCCAGAAGUGUCCCCGGAAGGCUUGUCUCAGGUGCCAGGAGACCAAGUUGUCCAAGGAUAGGACGGGCUGGGUCCCAGGGCGAGACACCUUCGGACGCUACUUCGAGAUCCCGGAGUGCAGCGAGUGCCAAAAGGGGAGCGAUGACGAGGUACCCGCCUGGGUGGAGCCGCCUUGGAUGGAAGGGGAGGGGCGGGAGAUCUCGGAAGGGGAUACCAGUCGCUUGCUGGAAAAGUUCUUGCACUGGCUCCAGAAUCAUGAGCUGGCCCACUUCUUCGUGGAUGAGACGGUGAAGAAACCUAUGAAUUUCACGCGCAUGAGGGAGCGGCUACGGGCGGGAGAGUACGACUCUCGUCGCGCCGGCCUGAACUCCUUCAUGGAGGACGUCGACUGGGUGCGGCACAACUGCAUCAAGUUUAACGGGUCGCCGGAGCUGUCCUCGUUCUGGGGCGCCGGCGAGGGGCGGAAUGAGCUAGCCGGAGAGGUAGCUGACGAGGAGGAGGAGGAGGAGGAGGAGGAGGAGGAGGAGGAGCAGUUUGAGGGAACUUCCGCGAGCAAAGCGGAGAAAUCGGCGACAGGAGUAGCGGCGCCGGCAGCGGUGGUGGACUCGGUGACGGCGAGGGCGGCUGUGGUGGGAAUUGUCCGGAGUCCGGGGAACAAGACACCCCCCUGUCCUGCCGCCCAGAAGUGUGCUUAAAACCGGGUGUGGAAAAUUGGGUUUUUCGAUGAUCCUGUUCGUUUUUAUGCUUUGGUUUGCUCAGCGAUUACUACGUACAAGCCGACUCCUUCGACGUUUAGUGUAGAGCUAUACUUGAUACCCAUAGCAAACGCGUCGCCGAAGACGAAACGGAAGACCGCACUUUUUGUUUUUUGGCCACCUCCAUAAAAGCGGGACCGGGUUGGAGUGAUUGCAUCGAGUUGGUGGUAGAGCCCGAUCGAAUCGAAAGUGCGCCUUCGUCUGAAUUGGAGGAUUGGAAUCGGACACCGCAGCUAUUUGUUUGUGCUUUGUUGUCUUCCACCGGAGUUGAAGCCGGGUCGUUGUCUUCUGCUCGACAUGACUUUGUCUGCGUCAUGAAGGUACCUUUAUGUCUUUAUCAACGGCGAUCAUAGGAUAAAACUGCUGUUGAGUAUUACGGUGCGCGCUGAGGGUUGGUCGGCCUUCCUUGAGGGAAAGGGGGUGAGGUAGGCAGGCAGGCCUAUGUAGCGCCGCGUUUUUUAUUUUUUCUUGUUUAGUGUCACCGCGCUAACCGGCUAACCACUGCAAGGGCGUCAGCUUCGUGUGUGUCCGUGUUUGUUCCUGGAUUUCCAACAAAAAACAAAAUGUGCAUGUAUGCCUUUUAAGCCUGCUUGCUCUAUUUAUUUCGGAUGACCAACCGGAGUCUAGACCCAAGACUUGAGCGACAGCCUGCCUUGAUGAAUGUUGAAUGGUGUGUGUGUGGCGUUUGUCGGGCCUGUUUUCGUCUGCGUUCCGUUUGAGUUCUUCAUGGACCGCUGCUAACGGCCUACCUAUCGAAAAUAGCGGUCUAUACGUGUGGACAGGGUAUGAAUGAACGUGUGUGUUUUCUUUUGAUAGUAUCGACCGCACAAACCGGUGCUGUGCAGACACUCAUUCGGUACAUUUUUAUGUUACUGCGAAGCCGCUGUCGGUGCGCGUGUGCUGUGGGGUGUGUUGUGUUCGUCGAAGGUCCUCCGUUGCACUGAUCGUCCCAAUCGGUUGGCCAAUCAUCAAUCAAUGUGUCAGGUGCCAGCCUCAGCAAGGGCAAGCACGUGCGUGCGCAUGUGUGUGUGUUUGUGAGGGCGAGAGAGCCCACGAGGGAUGCGUUUAACUUGGAUUCUGUUUCCGUUUUGGUUGCUUUUCGAUUUCCGUUUGGGAUACGUGUGCGGUAGACGAAAGAGGGGAAGAAACCAGGGCAAGGCGAGAAUGUGCGUGACACACGAGCUCGCCCAACGAUAACUCGGUGGUCAUGGACCGAUUUAUUUUACUCCAAAAACAACGUGUCGUGUAUGGUUGGCAAUAUCCCGCGGCUCCAAGAUGUUUCUGUGGCUUGUUAUAAACCUUACGAGGGCAUGGACGAGGAGGGGCCAUCAAGUGUGCGUUAUCUUCAGGACGGUGGUGCGCAACAAACAGAUGUGUUAGGCUGCUACCCAACCAAGGGUGGAAUAUGAUGCCGUGGGAAGCAUCCCCGAAAUGCAACAGACGGGGGGGAAACGAAGUGGGGCUGGUUCUCAUGAGGGUGUCCUGGUCAACGGGCCGAUGGGGGGGGUAGAGGUUGAAGAAGGCGUUUCUACGUCACCCCCAUGGCCGCUGGAGGCUGCUGUGGCAUAUGCGGGGGCACGUGCCUUUUAUCAUCCGUGAGUGAGAAGAGUGUAGAAUCUGAGGGAACGCGCUGGAUGCGUGCUUGAGAAGAAUGUAGUGGGCUUGUUUUUUUCCGUGCAGCGGCGGUGUGUGUAUUUGUGUGUUUGUAUUGUAAUUUAUGUAUCUCAUGUUUUUCGUACGCGAUGGUGGCUGGUCUACAUCUGCUUGUUUGCUCAUGUAUGUGGUGAGACGGGGACGGCGUAGCGUCUGGCUUGGCGCGUGCAUCAUGUAGCAGUGUUCCUUCAGAGCAACAAUGGUUUUCUUCCAAGCAGCAGCUCAGGGUUGGAGGAAAUUCCAGAGUUGGGGGAAUCGGCGAGGUUGCAUGCGUGGCGUGAUCGGCAUCGCGGCGUUGUUGUUUGAUCUCACCGAGCAAUGAUGAUCUCGCGGGAGGUGCAAAGGUAUUAGAUGCUCGCUCGAUCGAGCGUUCGCGCCGGUGUUCACGGGGCGGUGUUACACCGGGGUUGGCAAGCAGCUCGAUUGUGUCGGUGUGCCAAUAUUGACCUGACCUCUGAUGUCGUUUUUUGCCGUACAGUCCUCACAGCCGUGUCGGUUGACCCCCCAACGAGCGCGAUGGCGUCGAUGUUGUUGCUGACACCCUCUGUUGUAAAGGCCAUUCAUCGUCUUUCUGUGCCUUCAUAUUAGUGGACGGCAUGGUGUGAGUUGCCUUUAUUUCCCCAACUUUGCAUGAAAAUCGUGGCCCGUGAUUGUGAGCUGGCCGCCGGGUGCUGAUUUACCUGAUGGUGAGGGGGCGGGGUGAAGUCGUUGCUCUGAAUGCAAGGCGGGUUUAUUUGCAUACCCUGUUGGGUGAUGACUUGGUCAUCCAUUCCUUCACGCAGCCACUAUCUCGGGGUCUGAUAGUAGUGAGAGGUGAUGGUUGCGCUGGUGGAUUACGUUGAAUACGCACAUGACGUGGUACUAUUUUCAAUUUUUCUUGUAGACCUUUAACCUUGAGUGGUGGUGUUGGGAACAGUCUGUCUUGUCUGAUUCACUUGCGGCGUGUAGUCGCAACGUAUGGUGGUCCCAGCCAGGGUCCAAACUGCCCGCGGUUCUUCUAUCGGUCAACAACGGUGGUUGCCGCUGAAAUUCUAUUUGGCCG
Messenger RNA from Ectocarpus siliculosus, 4312 nucleotides. NCBI's taxonomy places the organism in Eukaryota, Phaeophyceae, Ectocarpales, Ectocarpaceae. The record is from the annotation of a GenBank genome assembly.